Cucurbitaria berberidis CBS 394.84 is the source of this 1710-nucleotide messenger RNA. Its product is annotated as HET-domain-containing protein. Bases 1 to 1656 code for a protein of 551 amino acids. Lineage: Eukaryota; Fungi; Ascomycota; Dothideomycetes; Pleosporales; Cucurbitariaceae. The transcript has a single exon. The record is from RefSeq and is a predicted model, not a curated record.
AUGGGCAAUGAGCACUUCGACUAUGUGGUGCUAAGCCACAUGUGGGGAGAUAAAAAGAAGCAACUCAGACUCCUCGAGCAAAAUUUCUUAGUCUUCCAACGUGAGGUUCCGCAAGCUAAGCUCGACGCUUCUAGUACCUUCAAGGAGGCGAUUCGAAUCACCCGUAUUCUGGGUUAUCGCUACCUCUGGAUCGACUCUCUUUGUAUUAUCCAAGACGUGCCGUCGGAUUGGAAAUACGAGGCCCAUCGCAUGGCAACCGUAUACGGAAACGCAAUCUGCAAUUUAUCUUUCCUCUUUCCCCCAGGUGACGAACCAGAACCACGAUGUGACCCGCGAGCGUGGAUUCCCUGCGUCCUGCGUCCUGCUUCAUCUUCUCGCCCUGGUAUAUACAUGGAGCACGAAACAAAUGUGUACACUAGACUGAGGAACUCCAAUCGGAUACCGCGGGAUUGGCCGCUAUUCGGGCGAGCCUGGACGUUUCAGGAGUAUCUCUUGAGCCCACGGACCUUGCUCAUUGGAAGUCAAAAUCUCAUGUGGCAGUGCUCCCGCGGUUUCUAUGACGAACUUCUUGGCCCCGUUGCCGAACACGUCACGACUGCCGAAAAAGCAAAACUCACCAAGAACAUGGGUAAAUCUCGAUAUUUCCCUAGGAGCAUACAAACGAUCGCAAAAGCAUCUAGUUUAUCAGAACCGAGUGUUCUAGACUUUAUGAUAGAUUGGCAGAACUUGAUCAACGAGUAUCAAGCCCGGAGGCUGACUGUUGCAAAAGAUCGUGUGGUAGCAUUCGCUGGCAUUGCACGAGCGUUCCAGAAUCUCGGGCAGUUGACUUACCUUGCAGGCGCAUGGAAAGAGGUUUUCCCACUCUGUCUCUUAUGGUUUGUCGACAAGAAAACUACUCAUCAGGUUCGGUACGAAGACUCGAUACCGAACGGACCGAUGCCGGAUUCCGCUUAUACGAGGGAGAUUUGGGAGCCAGUCGUACAGCCUGCACCGAGCUGGUCAUGGUUCUCGGUUCCAAUUUACCGGUACUAUAAGCUGUUUUUCGUCAUUGGCGAGAAUGAGGCGGAUAUUUCGUAUGAAAAUGAAUUGAGUGUGCGGUGUAGGGGUAAUCUCAAUCCAUCAAGACUGCAUUUCGAUGACAUUUUCUGGGUGGAAGGAUGCAAGUUCCAGUUUGGUUCUUCGGGGCCGAACUGUUUUCAAGAGACAGGCUUCUAUGAAUUUGCGGACCUGCAGGUUACGCUUGAGAUGCCAGUUCUACCAGUGAAGGUCAAUUGGCCCCAGGAUAUUUAUGAGCAACUGUGGUGGAUCCAAGAUAAUGGCUCGGACGAUGACCGAGAUGUCAAGUGGAUGCUAGCAUUCAACUACUACCCCGACGUUCCUUUCGGUCGCAAAUCGCCACCACGAAAUGCGAUAUAUGCAUUGAUAGCGGAGUACCAGAUCGUCCGAGAAGCAGGCUUUCAGCGCCGUCUUGCCGGCUUGAUGUUGAUUCCCGGUCCGCAACCUGGAACUUGGACAAGAAAUGGCGUGUGGAUGCUCAAAAUUAGGCUCUCGAACGUACUAGUGACCACCGAAAAUAUACCGUCUGUCGCUCAGCGGUGGCGAAACUACGCGAUCAUAUCCUCGAAGUGGCAUACAGAAACUAUAACUCUAGUCUAAAGACUUGGUAAUAAUGUAAGGACUUGUGUCUUUACUUGAUACCACCCGAAACCC